AUGACCGCUGCAACGAUGGUGUCGGAAGAGAAAGUCCCUUGGAAAGAUGUACUAGCUUCGAUCGAGUUCAAGAGGAUGGCCAAGACUAAGACAGGGCUUCGUCCGCUGCCCCCUUCAUAUGCAGUGACAGACUAUGUCGCUACUUAUCCAGAACAUUGGGCAGUGGUCUCGGGGACAGCUGCAACUGACGGCCCCCGACUGCAGCGUCAGGCCCAUCGCAGACCCGACUGUCCAGAGAAUCAUUUGCAAUCCUCCAGCAAGCGAGUUAAGGUCAAGGUCAAGGACCCUAAGUUAGAUGUGACUGUCCAGACAGGACUCUACGCCGCCGAAAUGUUCGCAGCCAAUGUUGCAGUCAAGCAUGUUCUCGAGAUUAUUGUCGUCGGUCUGUUGUUCUCCCCUUUGUCUAACGGUUCCACUCUUACUAUGGCUUUCGUAGAUAGUUUUAUUUGGGUCUGGUAUUACGAUCGAGAAGAGGCCGUGAAAGGCCAUGUUCCCCAGCUGCUUUGGGCUCACAAGUUCGAGAAUCCCACAUCCGCAGUCCUGAAGGCACUGGGAGUUCCAGAAGCGGAGAAGGACAGUCACAUGCUCUACAUCUUCGUAUCACGCAAACUCCUACCCAUCACGGCGCUCGAAGGCGAAGAGCUUUUCAACGUGUGGCGUCACAUCGAUCUCUGGAAGGGAGGAGUCCGUCACCGAGACGUCAGCCCUCCCAACAUGAUGUUUCACAAGACCGAUAAGGGCGUCCUGAUAGGUGUCUUAAACGACUUUAAUCUGUCAUCGUUGGCAACUAGGCUGGAUCCUCAUGGCAACGAGCGUACGGGCACCGUGCCGUUCAUCGCGCCCGACCUUCUUUCCCUGAGGGUCGACGAGGCGAAGUCGAACACUUACAUCGUCAGGAUGUCGAGUUUUUCAUCUGGGUUCUUGUCUGGGUUUGCUUACGUUACAGGAAGGAGUUCUCCUACCACCGGAGACUCGCCUUUGGAUGCAUGGGCGACUACAGGCCCCGCGGGAUGUGGCGAGAAGAAGUUAUGGUUUCUGAAUCAUCUUUUGGAUUUCAAACCGUCGGGAAUGGGCCCACGUAUAUGA
Suillus paluster is the source of this 1086-nucleotide messenger RNA. RefSeq lists its product as uncharacterized. The transcript has 4 exons. Gene Ontology annotation, biological process: protein phosphorylation. Gene Ontology annotation, molecular function: ATP binding; protein kinase activity. Lineage: Eukaryota; Fungi; Basidiomycota; Agaricomycetes; Boletales; Suillaceae. Bases 1 to 1086 code for a protein of 361 amino acids. The record is from RefSeq and is a predicted model, not a curated record.